Messenger RNA from Poecilia latipinna (sailfin molly), 1019 nucleotides. RefSeq names its product poly (ADP-ribose) polymerase family, member 6a (gene parp6a). Lineage: Eukaryota; Metazoa; Chordata; Actinopteri; Cyprinodontiformes; Poeciliidae. The record is from RefSeq and is a predicted model, not a curated record. Bases 471 to 1019 code for a protein of 182 amino acids. The transcript is spliced from 8 exons.
CCCCGCUAGUGUUGUUAGGCAAAAUAUAAGAGAGCAGUAGGAGAGAUCUGCAAUAGAUAAACACUUGCACACGCACCAGCUGGCGCGCUUGCAGACACGCACAACACGCAUCUAGAAACACCGUCCAGAGCUGUGGUUGCUGCGUCCUUGUAUUUAUUUAAUGGUUCUUUUGUCAUCUGUCAUUUUAGUGGAAAACAGCCACUGACAGAGGGAGAGAUAGACAGAGACACACAGAGAGAAGCAGGUGCGCCCUUUAAGAGGAAAGAAGCAUCUGAGGCAAGGACAGCAUCCCAGUCUCCAUUCUCUGUGGAGGCUGUGGAAUUCAGAGGAGUGUGAAAAGGAACGGACGGUCACACAAAGCUCUUCAUUUUUUUGUGCUCUUGCUCCUUUCACCUGGAGGUAGGCUGCAAUGGUUGGCACUAAUCAGAGGCCUAAACCUGUCUGAGAGAGCCCUAUGAACAGCCGAUCCAAUGGACAUCAAAGGCCAGUGUUGGACCGACGAGGAGUCAGAUGGGGAGAACGAAUCUGAACAGUUCCUUUAUGGAAUCCAGGGGAGCUGUGCUGCUGACCUGUACCGGCACCCUCAACUAGAUGCAGAUAUUGAAGCUGUGAAAGACAUCUACACCGACAGUGCCAUCUCUGUCAGGGAGUACGGAACCAUUGAUGAUGUGGACAUCGAUCUUCAUAUUAACAUCGGCUUCUUAGAUGAGGAGGUUGCAACAGCCUGGAAAGUUAUAAGAACAGAGCCCAUUAUUCUGAGACUGCGCUUUUCUCUUUCUCAGUACCUUGAUGGACCCGAGCCAUCAGUAGACGUGUUUCAGCCUUCGAAUAAAGAAGGCUUCAGUCUGGGCCUGCAACUCAAAAAGAUCCUGAGCACAUUCACCUCACAGCAGUGGAAGCACCUCAGCAAUGAGUUCCUCAAGGCCCAACAGGAAAAGAGGCAUAGCUGGUUCAAAGCUGGAGGGACCAUCAAGAAGUUUCGUGCUGGGCUCAGCAUUUUCUCCCCAAUUCCCAAGUAG